Molecule: messenger RNA, 411 nt
Organism: Penicillium chermesinum
Lineage: Eukaryota; Fungi; Ascomycota; Eurotiomycetes; Eurotiales; Aspergillaceae
Exons: 1
Coding region: 1-411 (136 amino acids)
Source: RefSeq, a predicted model, not a curated record
AUGGUUGGGAUGGAAAGUUUGGCCUACACUAUGUUUCCCUUGAGGCCUGAACAGGCUUCCCCUCUCCCGUAUAUCCUUGAUGUUGAAAAACUUAUCAACCGUCCGCGACAAGAUAAAAUGCCAGCCACGGAAACCCCUGCUUCUCUCAUUAGGACCAACCUUGAGUUCAAGUCGUACUCUGAGGAUAGUGACUUUGAGCCGAAGGGGAAGCCUGGGCUAAAUAGUCGCUCCCAGGCUCUGAUCUACCAUCUACACGACAAAAAAAGGUGGAUCAAAGUAACUUUUAAGGGCACAAUUCCCUCUGUUUCUCAGAGUCCAACCGGAGCAAAUCAAAUCAAAUGCGAACGAAGAAAUGAAUUCCAAAACCUAUGCACAAUGACGCACCUGUCUAGAGUUGUCCUUGAAAGUUAA